AUGGAAGCUAAGUUCUGUGAGGUGGAAAGAGCUCCGUCAGAGGAACGGCAGCAAGCCCAGCCACAGGAACAUGCCCAAAAUGCCCUCUUAAGUGGAAUUGAAGAGACAGUGUUGAUCCAUUCUUUUUGCGUAGGAAUGGAAACAGCUGCUGCACCUCCAGUCAAGUUUCCAAUUUCCUUUGAGGAUGUGGCCGUCUAUUUCACUGAGGCAGAGUGGGCCCUGCUGGAUCCACACCAAAGAGCUCUCUGCAGGGAAGUCAUGCUGGAGAACUACGUGAGCACGGCCUUUCUAGCAGGGGAUGAUCAAUGGAAUGACGGUGAUGAGGAAGUGCAUCAGCUUUUCCCAGAUAAAUUGAAGCAUGAAGAUUUGAAAGGAAACUUCAGGAAUCAAGGAGGACCAAAGAGGCAGAAAGGAAGUCACAUGAUCAAGAAGAGCGGGGACAAAUCUUAUAGCUUCUCAGAAUGUGGCAAGAGCUUUUCACAGAAAUCAGAUCUUAUUCAACACCACAGGAUUAAUUCAGGAGUGGAUGCACAUAAAUGCUUGCGGUGUUGGAAGUAUUUCAAAUGCAGAUCACAUCUUCUUGUGCAUCAAAGAACCCACACAAAGGAGAAACCUUUUGAAUGCUCAGAGUGUGGAAAGAGAUUCAGUCAAAGUGGCAAUCUUCAAAUACAUGAAAGAAUGCACACAGGGGAGAAACCGUUUGAAUGCUCAGAGUGUGGAAAGAGAUUCAGUCAAAGUGGCAGUCUUCAAACACAUAAAAGAAUCCACACAGGGGAGAAAUCUUUUGAAUGCUCCGAGUGUGGAAAGAGAUUCAGUCAAAGUGGCAGUCUUCAAGCACAUAAAAGAAUCCACACGGGGGAGAAACCGUUUGAAUGCUCAGAGUGUGGAAAGAGAUUCAGUCACAGUGGCAAUCUUCAAAUACAUGAAAGAAUGCACACAGGGGAGAAACCUUAUGAAUGCCCAGAGUGUGGAAAGAGAUUCACUCAGAAUGGCACUCUUCAAACACAUAAAAGAAUCCACACAGGGGAGAAACCGUUUGAAUGCUCAGAGUGUGGAAAGAGAUUCAGUCAAAGAGACCAUCUUCAAACACAUAAAAGAAUCCACACAGGGGAAAAAUCUUUUGAAUGCUCAGAGUGUGGGAAGAGAUUCAGUCAAAGAGACCAUCUUCAAACACAUAAAAGAAUCCACACAGGGGGAAAAUCUUUUGAAUGCUCAGAGUGUGGGAAGAGAUUCAAUCGAAGUGGCACUCUUAAAAUACAUCAAAGAAUCCACACAGGGGAAAAAUCGUUUGAAUGCCCAGAGUGUGGGAAGAGGUUCACUCAGAAUGGCACUCUUAAAACACAUCAAAGAAUCCACACCGGGGAA
Messenger RNA from Euleptes europaea (tarantolino), 1365 nucleotides. RefSeq names its product zinc finger protein OZF-like. Lineage: Eukaryota; Metazoa; Chordata; Lepidosauria; Squamata; Sphaerodactylidae. The record is from RefSeq and is a predicted model, not a curated record. The annotation marks the transcript as partial. The transcript has 6 exons. Gene Ontology annotation, molecular function: RNA polymerase II cis-regulatory region sequence-specific DNA binding; DNA-binding transcription factor activity. Gene Ontology annotation, biological process: regulation of transcription by RNA polymerase II.